GGCGGGGAGGCGGGGAAGAGGAGCUGACCGCUGCUGUUAAACGGAACUCCAGAGACCAGAGGAUCGCGGGACAGAGAGAUGCCGCUGGUCACUCACUAACGGCGCGUUUUUGUCAAGUAUAAGCACUUUACUGCAGUUUUUCCACAGGCGGUUCCACUGAAGCUGACCUCCUCUGGACUCUAAGUUUGUGCGCUCGGCCGCGGAGGUGACAGGCGGGACUCGUUGCUGCUGCUGCUGCUGCUGCUGCCGGUGCUGUUCCCCGCAGAGACGGAGGUGAUGGACCGAGAGGCAGACGCGGAUGCGAGGAGGAAGAUCCAAUUUUCCGUGCCUUCCUCCGUGCCCACCCAGCUGGACCCGCGACAGGUGGAGAUGAUUCGUCGUCGGAGGCCGACACCUGCCACGCUGUUCAGAUUGACGGACCCACCAUCACCAGAAGAAGACAGCAGCCCACAUCAGCAGUGGGCUCUUGGGGAAAAUGGAGCUUUGAAAGCCAAACUGGUUCACAUGUCAACCUACCAGCCGCCAUCUCUUAAAGCUGUCCAGAAGAUGGCACAGGCCCAUUUGUCCUCACUUGACAUGAAGUCUGUAGACACAGAGUCCUCUUCAGGGGAAGAAGAGGAGCAACAUGAUGAGGAAAGGCAGCAGAAAGCCUCAGAAAGCAAGGCACAGAGGGAUCAGCGUGGUCUCCUGGACAGUCUGACAGAAGGUCAUCGCCACAAAGACAAAGAGGAUGCCAAAGAAAGAGAGGAAGGAAAUGCAGAAUGAAAAAUGAAGAGGGCCCUGAUCGAGACAGUUUUAGAGAUGAAUCAAUAUGCAUAGCACAUGUGUGUGCCGUACAUGUGCGUGUAUGGAUAUGUGUAUGAGUGUGUAUUAAUUGGGUCUGUGGGUUUGUGGAAACAUACAGUGUAAAAGAGGAAUGUGGGGAAAAAAGAGAAACACAACAGAGAUUAUAUGAUAAAGGUCAGAAUAUCAUUGAGCUGACUGAGGAAAUCUUUAGCUGGAGACUUGUGAAGGAAAUUCUGUCUCCGUCAGCCAAAGAAACGAGGGCUAAAUUCCAAUCAGCCAAGGACACUGCACAAGAAAUAUAAGAAUAGGUAAAAACUCUCGUAUUUUCAUAAAGCAUUCAUUAGUUCAAAAAGGUGUUUUGUUUUUGUUUUGUUUUAUUCAGUUUGAAGGUCUGGGAAUACUGUGAGACAUCUGAGUUUGAAGAAUUAGAAUUUAAAUAGCCUUUGUUGACAUCAUGUAAAUGGGGCAUGAGCUGAAGUGACACGGGUGCUAAAUUUACAGUUCAUGUCCGAUUAGAAGCAAAAGAAGUACAUAAAAAAUCAAAUGCCAAAUGUCACAGUGGGUAAUGAAGAUACAUCUGCAGCUAAUAUGUGUGUUGUACAAAUGCACAAGAUUAUAUUUUGUAUGUAGUAUCAGUGCAGACAGUAACAGACUGCAGUGCGAUGACCAGUUCCAACUGGAAUUUAGCUCAGAAACUGUGACACUGCUUCCAAAGUUAUGUCCAUCUCUGAAGUUUGCUUUCCUCAGUCUUUCAGACAUUUGUCUGCAAGGUCAAGAAAUCAAAAGACGGAGGAUUACAGACGAAUUCAGCGCAGUCACAGUAGACCAGAUUAUAUCCUAACAGAUUAAUCCAACUAAUCACGAUAAUGCAGCAAACUGUUUCAGGCUAGAUAUUUUAAACUGUUUUUUUUUUUUUUUGUAACAUGGAGAUUAGCGGACAUGAUAUGUUUGGGAUGCCACACAUGUUAGCUUGAUGCUGAAAUAAAAUCUACCUGACUUUCAGAAACAUCACAUAUGAAGGUUCAUUCAUGACCCUGUACAUAAACACUGUUUCGUGCCGGUUGAUAAUAAAUCAUUUAUGAGGC
Molecule: messenger RNA, 1871 nt
Organism: Oreochromis niloticus (Nile tilapia)
Lineage: Eukaryota; Metazoa; Chordata; Actinopteri; Cichliformes; Cichlidae
Product: protein phosphatase 1 regulatory subunit 1B
Exons: 5
Coding region: 277-765 (162 amino acids)
Biological process (GO): intracellular signal transduction
Cellular component (GO): cytoplasm
Molecular function (GO): protein phosphatase inhibitor activity
Source: RefSeq, a predicted model, not a curated record